Messenger RNA from Ipomoea triloba (trilobed morning glory), 3388 nucleotides. Its product is annotated as putative late blight resistance protein homolog R1A-3. Gene Ontology annotation, biological process: defense response to other organism. Lineage: Eukaryota; Viridiplantae; Streptophyta; Magnoliopsida; Solanales; Convolvulaceae. Gene Ontology annotation, molecular function: ADP binding. Bases 205 to 3174 code for a protein of 989 amino acids. The transcript has 7 exons. The record is from RefSeq and is a predicted model, not a curated record.
UCUCAUCAUUGUGCUAGCCUGCUAUACUCAUUUCAUUUCUUCCUCAACAAAUGCUCUGAUCUGAGUUUCAGAAACACUUUAUAAUUUCAACAACUCAGACCUUCAAUCUCUCAUCUGAUAUUACCCAAACCCAAAUACCCAAUUCACAAACUCCAUCUCGACCUGAGCUUAGCUUCUUCGUUCAAGGGCCUCUAGAGAAGUUCAAUGGCUUUUGAUGCUGUAACCACUCUAAUCCAAGUAGUAGAGGCUGCCAAGCAAGACAUUAUGACGCCCAAAAUACUUUCAACAUUGUAUGGUGGAAGAUCAAUGAUGGUACCACUGCUUGAAACGAUUGAGUUGCUGUCUUACAAUCUCCAUUUUCUGCAAGUCUUUAUGAGAAGUAAGACGGAAAAAAAAAAUUGGGACACCGGGGAUUCGAGUCUGUAUAAGUAUGUCGAAAUUGAAGUUGCUCGAAUAUAUGAAAAGUAUAAAAUAAAAUCUAAACCGAGACUAAUAUAUGUGGGAGAUUACUGGCCAACGAAAGCUGAAGAUACUCAUAAUCUCUUGAAAAGUAUAGUAAGAGAUAUUGAGUUUGUUAAAGACCGGAUCCUGAAGGAAGAAAGAAGAGCUGCUGCUUUAGAGGCUGAGGAACAGAACAUCACAAUUUGGGAUACCUACCGAAAUGCUUUAAAGACUGAGAAUGAAGUGAUUGUAGGAUUGGACAGUGAUAUAGAGAGGAUAGUUAACCGGCUCUGCUAUUCAUACUUCGGGGGACCAGUUUUAACCAUUUUGAAGAAUAGUAACAUUGACAAAUUUCGGAAAUAUGUGCUGAAACUACAAGUUAUGGCACUCGUUGGGGAAGGGGGCAUUGGAAAAACUACAUUAGCCAAAAGAGUCUAUGGACAUCCAACUACUAAUGCUAGCUUUCACAUUCGAGCAUCCGUAGUUGUGUCUAAAGUUCAUAACCUCAAAGAGAUACUCAUUGGUCUAUUACGUUGUAUUUCACCAAUCACUAGUGAAAUCUACAACAUAGAUGAGGCUCAGAUAGCUGAGCAAUUAAGCAUAAGUUUGAUGGACCAGAAGUAUUUAAUUUUCUUAGAUGACAUAUGGACCACUGCUGCAUGGGAUGCCAUCCAAGGAUAUUUUCCGGAGAAUUUUAAUGGAAGCCGAAUCUUAGUAACUACUCGGUCAAAAGAGGUGUCUGAAUACUUAAGUACAAAUCCCUACCAAGUGAAGUAUCAAACUUUGUUGGAUCGUUGGGAAUUAUUUUCAAGGAAAGUGUUUAGGCAAAGCCGAUAUGUUCCCAGUGAAUAUGAGAAAAUUGGGAAACACAUUGUUUGGCGUUGUGGUGGACUACCCUUAGAAGUUGUUUUAAUUUCUGGAAUUUUGGCGAUAGCAAAAGGGUCCCCACAAAUAUGGAGAGAUGUUGCCCGAACUUUGGAUAGAGUUGAUAGAUAUGAUAAUAACAAAAGAAUUUCAAAAAUAGUUUCAUUAAGCUUCAAGUAUUUACCUAAUCAUUUGAAGGAUUGCUUUCAGUAUUUUGGUGUGUUUCCCGAAGACAGUGACAUUCCUAUUAAGAAAUUAAUCAACUUAUGGGUUGCAGAGGGAUUUAUAAAGCCACAUAAGAGUUUGGAAAAAGUAGUGGGAGAGAGUUACUUGCAUGAUCUCAUUAAUAGAAGUCUUGUUCAAAUUAAUGAGCUAAGUAUUGACGGCAAAGUUAAAUCAUGUAACAUUCAUGAUCGAGUGCACGAGGUUUGUGUGAGAAAAGCAAUUGAUGGGAAUACAUUGUGCAUUAUCAAUGACAACCAUGCUCCAAAGUCUAGUCAUUGGUUAAGCUGUCAAACAAGUCAUUGGCCAAUCACUCGAGCGAGUUAUUGGAAUUGCGGUCCUGAUGAAAUCCAUUCUGUUCUCUGCUUUGGUAAAGAUGUAUACCAUUCAAAAUGCAGGUUGGUAUACCCAUGUUUGGAAUUGCUAAGAGUAUUGGAUUUAUCAUUAGUUAAAUGCUCGCGAGGCAUGCCUAGUGAAAUAACAGACUUGGUUCAUUUGAGAUACUUGGCUUUAAGUACAAUUGGUUCUCUUUACAAGCUUCAAUUUUUAAAGCUUAAAAAUUUGCAAACUCUCCUAGUUACUUCGUGGAUCAAAAAAUAUCCUUUGCAACUUCCAUGUGAUAUUUUGGGUUUGCGACAAUUGAGGCAUUUGCAUGUUGACCAGAGAUGUUCACAAUAUCUCCCUUCCUUAGUCAAAAAAAAUUUGCAAACUCUUUAUUGGUUGAAAGUUGCUAGCUCCGACAAAAAACCAAACUUCAGAAUGGUUCCAAAUCUAAAGGAACUUGGGAUUUACAUUGAAGGCCAACUGGCGCCUAGCUAUCUAGGGAGCCUUGUGUAUUUAAAUCUACUUGAGACGUUGAAGUUUGAAGUAGGAAGAGUUGAGCGCUUUUAUCUACCAACAGAUUUUCCACCAAACCUUAAGAAGCUGACACUUCGGUAUACUUAUCUUUCAUGGAAGGAUAUGGACACAAUUGGCAAGUUGCCGCACCUUGAGGUGCUUAAACUUAAAGAUUUCGCCUGCUGCGGUUCAAAGUGGGAACCAUCGGAGCCGGGCUUUCGGGAAUUAAAGACACUUCUUAUUUCACGUUCAGAUCUCAAACAUUGGAAUGCAAGUUCUAAUAAUUUCCCAAUUUUGGAGCGCCUAGUCUUAAGAUAUUGUUGGGAAUUGAAACAAGUUCCACUGAAGUUUGCAAAAAUUGGAACGCUGGAGUUAAUUGUGUUAGAAUGUUGUUAUUCUUCUCUUGUGACUUCUGCAAAGCAGAUUUCUUCUGCAAACAAGUUAUUGUUUCUAGGAAAGACAGAUUGUCCACUUCGUGUUUGUAAAGUUGGAAUUAAGGUUGAAUUGCCAAAUAAUAAAAGCUUUGAAGAAGAAAGUGUGGAAAGCUCUAAGAAGAAAGUGUGGAAAGCUCUAAAGAAGAAUGUGUGGGAAGCUCUAAGGUUGAAUUACCAUAUAAUGAAAGCUUUGAAGAAGAAUGUGAUGAAAGUUCCGAAGAAGAAUGUGUUGGAAUCUAAGGUUGAAUUGCCAAAUAAUGAAAACUCUGAAGAAUUAAGGUGGUGUUUGGUUGGAGACGUUUACACCCUACUACGGGUUUUGACACUCAUUACCAUGAUUGUUGGUCUACUUUUGUUAAUUUUGGGCUUAAUAUGAAGUUAUGAAAGCCAAGGUAUGUAUAUACCUAUGAAACACUUGUACUUAAACUCCAAAUGCCAAUUAGUUUCUACUUGUAUUUAAAGAGUUCAUUCCAAGUUUAUGAGAAAGGUCAUGAUCAUUUCUGAAUGACACCAUGGCUAAGUUGUAACAAUCCACUGUUCAAUUCAGUAUAUUUUUUUUUUACAACAUAUUGAAAUGUUUUAGAACAUAA